ACGGUUCAUUGUUUUGUAAUUGUUUGUAAUAAUAUCUAAUAAAAUAAUUGAAUUGUAAUAUGAAUGUCCUCUGUUUCGUUUUUGGUCUUGGUGCCUGGUUAUGGCAGGAAACUCAACAGAAAACCAUCAGUCCUAGAAUUAUUAACGGAGAAAAAGUCUCAAUAAAGGAUUAUCCCUACCAAGUCGGUUUAGAAAUUACUUACCACGAUAAAUCAGAACUACUUCAAUGUGGAGGGGCUCUUAUUUCUAAAAAACACAUUCUAACUGCAGCUCAUUGUUUCAACUUUCGGAGUGAAGAUCCAGAAAUAGUCACAGUUUUAAUGGGGAGCGAUAGAUCGAUCAAAACAUUCCAUGAGGAAGGCAAAUUACAGAGUGGUGCACAAUUACAACGUUGCAGAAAAUGUUGGAGAAAUCAUCCCAAAUUUGAGCCAGUUACUUACAAAAAUGACAUUUCUAUAAUUACGUUAGAGCAUGAAAUCGAAUUAUCUUCCCAAGUUCAACCAAUAAGUCUUCCAAAAAGAAUAGACCUUAUACAUAACAUGGUAAACAAGCCAGCUGUAGUCAGUGGUUGGGGCUUAACGGAAAAUCGCGAAGCUUCUGAUACUCUAAGAGCAAUCAAUGUAACAUUAACAAAUCAGUAUUGCCCUGAAAAGACUCUUUGUUACAUUCCAGUGAACAAUAAAAGCGAAUGUAAAGGAGAUAGUGGAGGUCCAAUUGUUAUAGAGAAGAAGGUUGUAGGAAUAGUAUCUCAUUAUGACAGUGGUGAUAAAAAAAUGGAUCCCACUUUUUGCGAGCAAAGUGUGCUUAUAAUUCAAACUAAUGUUGCAAACCAUUUGGAUUGGAUACAAACAGUUACCAAAAUUCCAGUUGAGAAUUUUUGGAGUGCUUUGUCCGACUUUAUUGAAUUACUUCUAGGUAAUAUCGAAUGGGAUUUAUUCUUGAAUUAAAAUUGAAAUAUUGAUAAUAAAAUACUAUAUAACCAUUGAAAA
Molecule: messenger RNA, 989 nt
Organism: Ceutorhynchus assimilis (cabbage seed weevil)
Lineage: Eukaryota; Metazoa; Arthropoda; Insecta; Coleoptera; Curculionidae
Source: the annotation of a GenBank genome assembly